GUAAACAGAGGCACCCGGCCGCACACCUAUGCGGAGCCCCGCCUUCGCCCUCCCGGCCGGCGCAGGAAUGGCCGGCUUCCAGCUGCCGCCGCUUCUGCUGCUGGCUCUGGGGCUGCUGCUGAAACCCGCCGGAGAUGCCUCCGCCAGCACGACAGCUGUUACAAGUUCUUCGAUGACCUUGGAGAGUGGGACAGAGAGCACAACUCUCAAAAAUCUCAGUGCUUCUCCCUCCAGCCACAGCCCCCUGACUUCAGAGACAGGCUCCAGCAUCUCCCCCAGCACAGCUACUUCAGAGACAGGCUCCAGCAUCUCCCCCAGCACAGCUACUUCAGAGACAGACUCCAGCAUCCCCCCCAGCACAGCUACUUCAGAGACAGGCUCCAGCAUCUCCCCCAGCACAGCUACUUCAGAGACAGGCUCCAGCAUCUCCCCCAGCACAGCUACUUCAGAGACAGGCUCCAGCAUCUCCCCCAGCACAGCUACUUCAGAGACAGACUCCAGCAUCCCCCCCAGCACAGCUACUUCAGAGACAGGCUCCACAACCCCUAAUGGCCCUUCAAAUUCAGAGACAACCCCCACCAUCCAGUCCAGCCCCAGCUCCACAAGUCCAGGGUUGGUACCCACCUCCCCACAACCAGAGACAAUUACUCACCCCAGCUCUGGCUCCCCUAGUUCAGAGCUCAUCCUCACCUCCCACUCCAGCACCCUGAGCCCCACUUCCCCCACCUCGGGAGCGGAGCCCUCCUCCAUGCCAUCGGCUGCCACUUUCAGCACCUCUGUGGCCUCUGGCCCUGCUCCGGGUGACACUGGGGCCCCCAAGUUGCACAGGAACCCGGGCGUGGUGGUGGCCGUUUGUCUGCUGGUGUCCGUUUUGCUCAUCGGGUCUGUGGUGAUGGCCGUGAGGUGCAGCCACCGGGGUGUGUCUGAGUUCCAGAAGCUGGAGAACAUGUCCAUGGGCGCCGUGAGCCGCACGUCAUCCUUUACCCGUCACCCACCGGAGUGACCCCGACUGGGCUGAGAGGGGGGCUGGGUGCCUGGGGAGGGUCGAGGCUUGUGGGAAUAAAGCCCUUCUGUUCCUCGGCGGCCUCCUGA
Equus caballus (horse) is the source of this 1092-nucleotide messenger RNA. RefSeq names its product colon, intestine and stomach enriched 1 (gene CIST1). The record is from RefSeq and is a predicted model, not a curated record. Lineage: Eukaryota; Metazoa; Chordata; Mammalia; Perissodactyla; Equidae.